GGCAAAAGAGAUAGGGUCUUUAAGAAAACUUGAAGCAACCUUGUUAACUUUUUUUUGUUACACACUUGCUAAUCAUGGCGGAGUCCAUGCACAGGUAUGCAGUUGUGACAGGGGAAAACAAGGGUAUUGGACUUGAGAUAUGUAAGCAGUUAGCCUGUAAAGGGAUCACGGUGGUGUUAACUACUAGAGAUGAGAAAAGAGGUCUUGAGGCUCUUGAAAAUCUGAAACACUGUGGUCUCUUGGAUCAUCUAGUUUUCCACCAGCUUGAUGUAGCCGACCCUGCAAGCAUCGCUUCUUUGGCAGAUUUUGUGAAGAAACUAUUUGGCAAGCUUCAUAUCUUGGUGAACAACGCCGGGGUAAGAGGAGUAAACAUUGAUCGAAGAAAAAUUUACUACCUCUUCGUUACUUCUGCCAUUGAUGAGGAGAAACAGAACGAGCUCUCCUCUGGCCCUCUUCGGACUGGUCCGGACUCUGGAAGUUGGCCAACCGCCCUCUCUGCCUAUACAGUCUCAAAAGUAGCCAUGGAUGCCCACACAAGGAUUCUUGCCAAGAAGUAUCCGAAUUUCUACAUCAACUGUGUUUGUCCCGACUUUGUUAAAACAGAUAUAAAUUUCAAUAUGGGUAAGUUGACUGUUGAAGAAGGGGCUGCGAGUCCUGUUAAAUUAGCACUCUUGCCAAAUGGUGGUCCUUUUGGCCUUUUCUUCAAUCGGAGUGAACCUGCAAGUUUCGACUCAGAUAAUUGA
Molecule: messenger RNA, 743 nt
Organism: Theobroma umbraticum
Lineage: Eukaryota; Viridiplantae; Streptophyta; Magnoliopsida; Malvales; Malvaceae
Source: RefSeq, a predicted model, not a curated record